AUGUCAUCGCACGAUAGAGAAUCAUUCGAUAGUACUGCCCAAGAUCCAGAAGCCAAGCCAGCAAGCAUCUACUCGCCUGCUGAGGAUGGAAUUAGCCGUACUGCCUCUCGCGUGAGUGGCAUUGUGAGAAAGCUCACCCACGGCGACGAUGUGGACGAAAAACAAGACCGCGAGGCCUUGGAACGCAUGAUCACCAACAGGUCUGCGGCCGUGUCCAAGAUCGUGGACCCUUACGAAGAAGGAUACGGUGCUCUGGGACCUCUUGAGCAACCGCUCGACCACGAAAAAACGGUCUCCGGCUUCAUCCCAGACCCUACAUCCGACUUCCAUGAAAACGACCAAUGGAAAUACCCUAUUGACAAAGAAACGCAGAUGAGAUUGGUGGUGUUUGUGGACGGAGACAAGAAGAACCCGCAGAACUGGAGUUUCAGCUACAGAUGGUUCCUCACCAUUCUUUUGGGUACAGUUUGUUUUGCUGUCGCAUUUGCUUCCGCCGCGGUGACUGGUGAUAUUGGAGGUCCUAUGGAAAGCUUCCACGUCUCCCAGGAAGUUGUCAUUUUGACCGUGUCGUUGUUUGUGCUUGGAUUUGGUUUCGGCCCUUUGGCGUUUGCUCCAUUGUCUGAAGAGUUCGGCCGUACCGUUGUCUACCUUUCUACUUUGUUCGUUGCUGUUGUGUUUGUUAUUCCGUGCGCUCUUGCCAAGAACAUUGGCACCUUGCUUGUUUGCAGACUGAUCGACGGUCUGGCCUUCUCUGCUCCAAUGUGUCUGAUUGGUGGUAGUCUUGCAGACUUGUUCCAGGUCAAAGAAAGAGGUCUUGCCAUGACUGUUUUCUCUGCUGCUCCGUUCAUUGGUCCUGCUCUUGGUCCUUUGAUCGGUGGCUACAUCGGUGAUAACGUUGGAUGGAGAUGGAUUUACUGGGUCAUCUUGAUCUUCAGUGGAGCUGUCUACGCUGCCUUUGUCGUCUUGAUGCCUGAAACCUCGCACAACAAAAUCCUCAAAGACAGAGCUAAGAAGCUGAGAAAAACUACCGGUGAUGAAAAAUACAGAGCUUUGACCGAACUCAAAGUUAGAACUACCACCCAAGUGUUCGAAGAGACAUUGCUGAGACCACUGGUUUUGCUUACUGAGGUGAUUGUGUUCCUCAUGACCAUGUACAUGUCCGUUAUUUACGGUCUACUUUACAUGUUCUUCUUCGGUUACCCAGUUGUGUAUACCGAGGGUAAGGGCUGGUCUGACUCCAAGACUGGUUUGAUGUUCAUUCCUAUUGCUGUUGGUGUGCUUGCAGCUGUGGCCGUCUCUCCAUGGGUGAACAACGACUAUAACAGAAGAGCCGACGUUUACAGACACAAGGGAGUUGUUCCACCUGCAGAGCUGCGUUUGUUCCCAAUGAUGGUUGGUUGCUGGUUCGUUCCGGCUGGACUGUUCGCCUUUGCCUGGUCUUCCUACCCAAGACUGUCGUGGGCUGGACCAUGUUUUUCCGGAUUCGCUUGUGGAUUUGGUUUCAACAUCCUUUACAACUCCGCCAACAACUACAUUGUCGACUCUUAUCAGCACUAUGCCGCCUCUGCAUUGGCUGCUAAGACCUUCGUCAGAUCGAUUUGGGGAGCCGCAGUGCCAUUGUUCACAAUUCAAAUGUACCACCGUUUGGGAUACGAGUGGGCAUCCUCCUUGAUGGCUUUCAUCGCUUUGGCCUGCUGUGCUAUUCCAUUUGCUUUCUUCUUCUACGGAGCCAAGGUCAGAACAUGGAGCAAGUACGCCUACUCUCCUGUUGUUGACGCGCCUGAAUCAGACUCUACUAGCGAAGCAAAGGCUUGA
Messenger RNA from Ogataea philodendri, 1815 nucleotides. RefSeq lists its product as uncharacterized. The record is from RefSeq and is a predicted model, not a curated record. Gene Ontology annotation, biological process: transmembrane transport. Gene Ontology annotation, molecular function: transmembrane transporter activity. The transcript has a single exon. The coding region runs from base 1 to 1815 and encodes 604 amino acids. NCBI's taxonomy places the organism in Eukaryota, Fungi, Ascomycota, Pichiomycetes, Pichiales, Pichiaceae.